Messenger RNA from Penicillium malachiteum, 876 nucleotides. RefSeq names its product DUF1115 domain protein. The record is from RefSeq and is a predicted model, not a curated record. Bases 1 to 876 code for a protein of 291 amino acids. The transcript has a single exon. NCBI's taxonomy places the organism in Eukaryota, Fungi, Ascomycota, Eurotiomycetes, Eurotiales, Aspergillaceae.
AUGUCGCUUUUGCCGACCGGGCUUAUGGAGUCCCAAUUAUCUUUAGUUGAUCUCUUGACAGCAAUGUUCCCGUCUCCAGGUGAACUUGAAGUACCCGAGAAUACCAUCCAAUAUGUAGAAAAACUGAGAGAGUGGUGCCAAGAUGAGAGCCCUGUACCCUCUAAAGUCCCCUCGGAGGUCUUCCUUGCUGUCAAUAUCCCCCUUGCCGAGGGGGAAAAGUCCAUCCAAGUCAACAUCUCUGUGCCGUUGAAAUGCGAGGAUCCCGAUACACUCAUCCAACCCCCAUCCCUCGGCUAUGUGCUUCGACAGCCGGAUUGGAUGACUAAAGCCGAAGUAGCCGAAAUUGCUACCUCGAUGCCUGAAAGUGACGUCCUAGAAGUAUUUGAAUACAUCCAGAGUGAAGCGAAUCGUUUCCUAGAAGUGAAGCAGAGUAUGGCCAGAGCUGCGGAAAAAGCUGGGUCGCAUAGGGAGUCGCGUGGCCAAAUGGUGAGAGUGUGGUUCUAUUUUCCGUCUCUCUCAACGCGUGAAAAGAGAGACGAUAUGGUUAAUCUCGCUCCUUCAUACUCCCUAACAGGCUUUGUACUCGCUGGGAAGCCGGGAGUUCUAUGUCUUGAAGGUGGAUCAACAGAUAUCGAUUCUUAUAUGAGUUUUAUCAAGACACAUUCAUGGGGCGAUAUCCCGAGCCACCAGAAAAAAGUCAGCGAACGAUUCAGACAGACAACAGAAAUUCAAAGAGUCUUCUCGGGGAUGGAGGAAAUCACGAACUCAUUGGGCGAGCGAGGUGGCCAAAGAGCUAAUCGAGGCGACAUGCAGGCUUUCGAAGUCUGGCUUGGGAGUAAAGGACUGCAAGAGGCAUUCGAGAAAGUUAUUUUUUGA